GGCGCAUUUGUAGUAUUACUAGUCCUGUAAUCCUACUUGGUCACCUGGUUUUAACGCGCUCUCCUAGGGCCUCACCCGCAUCGAAAGGUAAUCGUGCCAGUGACCGUCACGGUCUGGGCGGUCUGCUGAGUGCCCAAACCGCAGCUCUGCGCGAGAUCUCCACCGCCUGCUAGUGCAUCGCGAUCUUUGCGCCCAACGAUCUAUGACACUACGAGGGCUCGAGAUGACCGCAAAGUUUGUCGCGCGCGCGCGCGCGGCGUUGCGCCGUCAUCGCGCGCAUCAUCACGCGUAGCUUCUCUUGUCAUGAUGCACCCUCGUGUACGCCACAAACACGUGGACUACAGGACAGGCGAAGUGUCUCUGACAGCUUCGAAGAGAGGCGCACGCGAGCUAGUUUACUUCACGCGAGCCUGAGGUCGAGAUGGCCGUGCCCCUUUUUCAUUUCAGGCCGAUUAUGUGCGCGUGCGUGUGAUGGGGCGCGGUUCGCCUGCUAUGUACCUGCUAAUAUAUUGGACUUUUAGUAAGAAUAAGAAUUGGUCAUUUUUUGCACAUGUGCCCCCUCUGGCAAAACCGAAAUGAAUAUAGCUAUUUCCUGGACAUUUUAUAGUAAAAAAGGGGUUCCCGAGCAACCAAGCGGUCUGCGCAGUCCCCACGAUCCCUUCGAAGCUCCACGCCAACAGGUUUGGGUCGUGGAGCCCGUUUCGCACUUCGCGUAUCGGUGGUCGACGCACCUCGUUUGACGCCCGCGUUUACGGUCAAACUUCAUCGCAUCCCAAAUUCCUUGCGGUGAGCCGUUCGUGGGUUCUGGGUGAAGGUCAUUUCGAAAGACGGUCAUGGUACGACGUCAUGCGGCGACGCACGGCGGAGGGUGCGUGCUGAUGGGGCAGUGCCGUGUGGCGCCGCGGGCGCCCGUCUGCUGCUAAAAAAUGGUCGAGACCCUGGCCGUGGAGCGCUCACAAAAUGACGGGACGGAAGGCAGCCCAAGCGCGCUAAUGGUCAAUAUGGUCGAUGGUCCGAGCUGCCAAUCUGAACCAUCGACCAUCGACGAAGCUGCCCCGCGCGGCCGAGGGCGUCCCACUAGACCUCGACGAGUGCGGCGGGCGAGCACUAGUCCGUCGACGGCUCGAAAAUGGGCCUACGGGCGGCUGCCCUGCGCGGCCUUCCGCGCGGUGGCGUGGCGCGCGAGGGCGCCCGUAGGCCGUCGACCUCUUUUUGGUCGCGGAGCUAGCCGCCGCCGCAAACGGGGCCGUCGUCAGCGAGAACGGGCCAUGGUCGCCAUGGGAGACUCUUUGCCUUCACGCAUGGGGUGGCGACCAAACGGCGGGACUUGUGGCUAGUGAAUGAACAGCGGGACGGAGCAUAAGCGCAUAGAUUUCGGAUUACAAGGAUGCAGGCCGCUUUGUCACUGCUGGAGGCUCAGCGUAUACAGACCGGGCACGCCAUUGUGAUCGACGCCUGGUGUCGCCGGUUGGUGACGGCAAUACCCCGCAUAAGUUACAACGCGCGGGUUGCACUUCUUGAGGCAUCCUGGUCGCACUCACAUGUGCCCGAGCUUCGGGUUGUAUCACUUGCUCUUCUCGAGACGUGGCCAGGACGUAUACCCAGUGUUCUGGCCGAGGCUCUCCACAGGUUGUCCGAAGAUGCUUUCAGAAAGUUGCCAAAACUUGUGCGUUGGAAGUCUCCAUCUGCGUGCAUCCUAAAUGCUCAAUGAAGUCUUUUGAACGUGUAGGUGUUGCGUAACAAUCUCUGCGCGUUUUCGUAUCAUGCUGGCAUCCUAUGCUGAGCGUUGGUUUUCUAAUGUCGCACCUAGUGCAAGCAGAAGCCUAGCAGUGAGUGGUGAUUCCCGGCUAAUGAAGGGGGGAUGCACUGUGCGUCGGGCAUUAGAUCCAUCCCUCUAUUUGGUUCUUUACGAGUUGAUUGGCCACAGCAAGGGGAUUCUUUUUGCAGCCUUCGUGGAAGUAAUAUGGCGUGGUGUGAGGUACGACUUUUUGAACCAUCGAGUCUCGCUCUACCCUAUUUUGUUUAUUGAUAUUCUGCUUGGUUUAAAGCCUCAAACUACUGGUGGUGUGAGGCGCAUCGCUGCCAUUCUGGACAGUGUGGCAAUGAACGGCAAUUGGGAUGACGCAUCUUUGACCCGCCUGAUAUCCAGAAUGAAGCAUAUGAUUGAUGCGAACAGCUCCGUACCACCUUGCGACAUUCGAGAGGUUCUUGAAGAAUGUUGGAAACAAUUACAGGAAGCAGACUCAACCGACUUAUUUGCCUUUCCCGUCACUGACGCUAUUGUCGUAUUCACUGUCUGCAAGUAUAUAAACUAAAAUUGCUCAUUUAUAGGCACCUGGCUAUUCAAAAAAAAUUAAAGAACCUAUGGACCUCAGCACCAUGCGAUCAAAGAUCCUGCGUGUUCACGCGCCCUACAGAUCAAUUGGCGCUUUUGAGUGCGAUAUCAAACUUAUGGUGGAGAACUGUAGGGUUUAUAAUGGCCCGAACUCAAUCUUGGCGCGGAGCCUCGGAGCAGUUUGUAUUCUUGAUUUUGUUUGUUGAAUGGCUUCCAUAGGCACGCAAAGCACGUGCGCUGUGGAAGGCCUGGCUUCAAAUCAAAGCAUCCUUUCAGGAUCCUCGUGAAGUUUCCGAGCAGGGUGUCCAUGUUCGUACAAAUGAUUCUCUGACUAUGACCAAAACGAUUCAUCUUGCUCUUGCACUAGUACUUAUUGAACCCUGUUCAUUUGCUAUUGCAAGUGCACAGCUCCGUGAGGAACUAGAGGCAUGCAUAAAACUCCACAUGCUUCCAAAUCAGCGGCCUCGACUUCCCAAGCUAAAUUACGUUGUUGCUUUUCAUUCAAUUUCGAGGCAUGCGAUUGGUCUGAGCACAACCGAAGAGAGCAUGAUUGACAUGCCAAAGCUGCUUGAGUCCCAAUGGAUACAAAACAGAAAACUGCUUGGCUGAAAUACUUGCUCGUUUGCAGUCUUUACAGCCUGUGUGAAACUAAGAAACUGUCGUGGUUUGGCGAGCUAGGAAACACCAGGCGAAACACGCAGCGGCGGAGGACGACGCUUCUGACCAACUAUUUGUUGACCAACUAUUUGGAACUCUUUCUCGCACCUGAGCUCGAGGUGUUCGUGACCUGAGCUAGAGGGUAAGGUUCCAACACCAUUCGGGUCGCUGUUAGGAGCUCUUUAAGGAGUACUAGUAA
This is a messenger RNA of Pelagomonas calceolata, 3191 nucleotides long. Lineage: Eukaryota; Pelagophyceae; Pelagomonadales; Pelagomonadaceae. The record is from the annotation of a GenBank genome assembly.